GCCACUCCUGCUGGGUAUCCCACAGGGGUCCCCGGGCGGAGGACAGGAGCACCCAGCUGGAGUUGAAACCAGAGACAGUGACACCAUGGAGGCCUCUUGGGGAUGGCUCGUGGUCUGUGUGCUGGCCAUAUCCCUGUACUCUACGAUGACUCAGGACGUGUGCCAAGCACCAAACGGCAAGGACGGAGCUGCAGGAAAACCCGGCCGACCCGGGCGGCCAGGCCUCAAGGGGGAACGAGGGGAGCCGGGCACCCCUGGCAUCCGGACAGGCAUCCAAGGCCUUAAAGGAGACCAGGGGGAACCUGGGCAUCCUGGUAAGUCUGGCAACAUGGGCUACCCAGGGCCCAGUGGCCCUCCGGGAGGACACGGCCUCCCGGGAUUGAAGGGCGUCAAGGGAAACCCGGGAAACAUGAAUGACCAGCCAUGGCCAGCCUUCUCAGCCGUCAGGCGGAACCCCCCGAUGGGCGGCAACGUGGUCAUCUUCGACACAGUCAUCACCAACCAGGAAGGGCGAUACCAGAGCCACUCAGGCCAGUUCCUCUGCACAGUGCCUGGCUACUAUUACUUCACCUUCCAGGUGGUGUCCAAGUGGGACAUCUGCCUGUCCAUCGUCUCCUCCUCAAAGAUCCUGGCCCAGCGCUCCCUGGGCUUCUGUGACACCAACAACAAGGGGAUCUUCCAGGUGGUAUCGGGGGGCACGGUGCUGCAGCUGCAACGUGGCGACCAGGUCUGGAUUGAAAAAGACCCCAGGGGCCGCAUUUACCAGGGCACCGAGGCCGAUAGCGUCUUCAGCGGCUUCCUCAUCUUCCCGUCCACCUGAGCCAGGGAAGGGUCCCCUCCCCAGCCGGGCCCUAUCCCCUCCCCCGUGUGUCCCACUCUCUCACCCCUCUGGCUUCUACGCUCUGCUCUGUACAAUGCGGUUGCUGUUGCUAUGGCCGCCUGGAGGGAGGGCCUGGCUCCGAGCGCCCCUAGGACUGGCUGAGGACUGGCUGUCCCUCUGCGCUCUCUA
Molecule: messenger RNA, 1009 nt
Organism: Galeopterus variegatus (Sunda flying lemur)
Lineage: Eukaryota; Metazoa; Chordata; Mammalia; Dermoptera; Cynocephalidae
Gene: C1QA
Product: complement component 1, q subcomponent, A chain
Exons: 3
Coding region: 86-820 (244 amino acids)
Molecular function (GO): protein binding
Source: RefSeq, a predicted model, not a curated record